AUGGCAUGCAUUAAUCACCGAAGCCUCCGCGGAGUGCCGCCGGCUCCGCCGAUGAGCCCUCGCAUGUCGUUCUCGAGCGACUUUAACAUGGAGCCGCCACCGGCACGCACCCCCGGUCCUCCGCCCGACCCUGACUUUGAGUUCUCGGUCGGCAGCCGCCCGAUGAUCGCCGCCGACCAACUCUUCUUCAAGGGCCGGCUUCUUCCUCUUAAGGACAGCCACCAAGGCGGCGGUCAUCAUAGGAUCACGACCCUCCGCGAUGAGCUCCGCGCUAACGACGACGAGGAGCGGCCGCCCAAAGGAUCCGUCAGGUGGAAGGGACUUCUUGGGCUGAGAAGGCCGGCGCCGAAGAAGGGCGAUAAGAAAGAAGACGAGUUUCUCGGCAAGUAUUCAUAG
This is a messenger RNA of Musa acuminata AAA Group (dessert banana), 396 nucleotides long. RefSeq lists its product as uncharacterized. The record is from RefSeq and is a predicted model, not a curated record. The transcript has a single exon. The coding region runs from base 1 to 396 and encodes 131 amino acids. NCBI's taxonomy places the organism in Eukaryota, Viridiplantae, Streptophyta, Magnoliopsida, Zingiberales, Musaceae.